CAUCACUCAUCCAUCAUAUAUAUCCCUUAUCCACGCAGAGCAGCUCUAUUUGUGUUUACCGCUGUAUUUAUCCCUCCCUCUUCCAUUGCAGCUCUCACCUUACUCCUACGCCAUGGAGCUAUCCGCCUCUGCCAGGAUCCCCGCUCUUGUUGUUGACAAGGUCAGCAAACGAGCCCUGGAGCAGCUUGACCAGGUCGAGAAAUUCGUCCAAGAGCGAUGUCUUCCAGCCGAUGCCAUCUUCUCCAAGCAGCUUGGAACCGACCCCAAAGUCCGCUUUUCCACCGUGCCCAAGAUCCUGGACGUCUUGAAGGUGGAGGCGCGUCAGCAGGGGCUAUGGAACUUGUUUUUGGCCAAGGGCCACUAUGCCGAAGGCGGCGGGUACACCAAUCUUGAAUACGCCCUGAUGGCCGAGCAAUUGGGACAGAGCUAUAUUGCGAGCGAGGCAAUGAACUGCUCCGCUCCUGAUACUGGGAACAUGGAGGUCCUUGCCAAAUUUGGCAACGCCGCCCAGAAGGCGAAAUGGCUCGCGCCCUUGCUCGAUGGCAAAAUUCGGUCGGCGUUCCUCAUGACUGAGCCUGACGUGGCGUCCAGCGAUGCCAGGAACAUCGAGUUUCAGAUGACCAAGGAUGGUAAUGACUACAUCCUGAAUGGCAGUAAAUGGUGGAGCAGCGGAGCAGGCGAUCCGCGAUGCGAAGUAUACAUCGUCAUGGGCAAGACGGAUGCCGAAAAUCCGAAUCCCCAUCACCAACAGUCGGUGAUUCUUGUCCCUGCUCGUACACCUGGAAUCACCGUUCAUCGUAUGCUGUCCGUUUUUGGCUACGACGACGCGCCCCACGGACAUGGCCACAUCACGUUUGAGAAUGUCCGCAUUCCGGCGGAAAACAUGGUCCUCGGCGAGGGCAGGGGUUUCGAGAUUAUUCAGGGCCGCCUUGGUCCAGGACGAAUUCAUCACACGAUGCGAUGCAUUGGCGCCGCCGAGCGCGCCCUCGACUUGGUCAUUGCACGUAUCCACGAGCCGAAAAAGAAGCCCUUCGGCAAGAUGCUUCACGAGUACGGCUCCGUCCUGACCAAGGUCGCCCAGGCCCGUGUUGACAUCGACGCAUCUCGGCUGAUCGUACUCAACGCGGCGCUCAAGAUCGACAACGGCAACGCCAAGCUGGCCUUGAGGGAAAUCGCCGAAGCCAAGAUCCUCGUGCCCCAGAUCCUGGGUCGCAUCAUCGACUUUGCUAUCCAGGUUUACGGUGGUGCCGGCGUCAGCCAAGACACGCCGCUGGCGUACAUGUGGGCCAACGCGAGGACCAUGAGAAUCGUCGACGGGCCGGAUGAAGUCCACCUGCUGCAGAUGGGGAGACUCGAGGCUCGCCGGGCCCAGGCUGUGCGGGAGCGACUGGAGAAGAUCAAGACACUGGAGAAGACGCUCGCUGAGCAGUACAAGGUGCAACUGACGGAUCCUCUCAGCAUGGGGUGGACGUCUGAGACCAAGCCCAAAUUGUAACCGGAACCACCCUUGCAAUGACAUGCUUUAGACCUACUUGAAU
Molecule: messenger RNA, 1538 nt
Organism: Ilyonectria robusta
Lineage: Eukaryota; Fungi; Ascomycota; Sordariomycetes; Hypocreales; Nectriaceae
Product: acyl-CoA dehydrogenase/oxidase
Exons: 5
Coding region: 113-1495 (460 amino acids)
Molecular function (GO): oxidoreductase activity, acting on the CH-CH group of donors; flavin adenine dinucleotide binding
Source: RefSeq, a predicted model, not a curated record